AUGGACGCAGUAAAGGAUUAUUUAACGCCGAAGACAUUCAGUAUUUGGGCAUACGCAUGGUCGAUCAUUCACUGUCUUUGUGGCGCGGUAUUUACAGGUAUUGUUAUUGCUUUGAAAGAGGGAGAAGCUGGGAAAUUUACUUGUUAUGUCGCGCCUGAAAGUACACUGAUAUACAAGACACAAGUCGACAAAGCAUGUUAUUCAAAAUAUCAACAGAAUUACAAUUCCCCACUACCAUUUUAUGUCUUUGUCAUUCUGAGUAUUUGGUUCCCGAUUGUUGUCGCUGUUAUCUAUUCACUCUGCGUCCGACGUCGUGUUGAGGAAAUCGACUCUAGUAAUGAACCGCAAACUCAAGGCGAAGCAGACAACCAGGUACAGAACAGAACUUUGUAUGUCUAUUAUUUCUAUUUUUUCCACCUUGCUAUCCGUGUCCUAUCUGGAAUACUGUUUACUAUCCUACAGUAUACAGUGUUAUUUCCAAGUGGUUUCGAUUUCAAGUUUAGCUGUAAUCAACUGCCAACAGGGUUUACGACCAAGAUAGCAAAGAAUGCGAGUGCCAGUCAGUUGAAUGGUAAAUUUAUUACUUGUGAGAAUUCGAGUGCAUCUGAUAAACAGUUGUGGUCGACCAUGGUAUCUGUAUUAAACACGAUUUUUGCCUUAAUAAUAUUUGUGGAAGUGAUUCGUCUUUGCCGACGAUUUCCAAAUUGUAAGUAUAUAGUCGGUUGGAGCUGUGAUACCAAAUUCAUAACAGUUUAUCUGUUACGAAAACCGAAUACGUUUGUAGAUUAUGACGAUGUUGAACUUGAAUUAAUGAACCGGGAGGAAUGUACAGAUUUUUACCAAAGACAGGUUUUAGAACGUUCUCGUACAACUGACGUAAUUUAUGGACCGAAAACUGCUUUAGAUGAUUUGUAUAUUAAUCUUGUUAUUCAUACAGAACGAGCUCCACACGAAUUUUCGGAAAACCUGGAACGCCAUGAGAUAUUCGAUGUCUAUAUGGAAGUUCCUAAACACUCUAUUCGUCUGAAGGAGGCAAAAGAUUUAUUUUAUCCUGAAGAAGAUACAAGCGGAAGUUUUCCUCGCAAUAUUCUAGUGGUUGGUCGUCCUGGAAUAGGAAAAACUGUCUUGACUGAAAAGAUUAUGCGUGAUUGGGCUAAUGGAAUUGAUAAAUUUUAUCGUGGCAAAAUUGCCUUCUACUUUAAAUUUAGGUGGUUCAAUUCAAACGAACUGAAAGACAUGACUCUUAAGACUUUUCUUCGUUGUGGAACAGAACUGAGCGAUGAAGAAUUUGAAAAAAUUUAUGAGGAUACAAUAAAACGCCCUGAAAAAAUCGUUCUUAUUUUCGAUGGUUUGGAUGAAUUUAAUGGCAACAUCGACUGCUUAGACCACUUACCGCCUCCAAACGAUCCUAAUAUUUGCAUGUUUGGGAUUUCAUUGUUUAUGAAACUUAUUUCUGGCCGCUUAUUAUCAGGAGCAACAGUUCUAGUAACGAGUAGGCCAACUGCGAAUGAGUUUUACUCCAGGUUUGCUUUUGAUAGAACUGUCGAGAUUAUUGGUUUCACUUCAGAUAAAGUUGAAGAGUAUGUGAGCAAAUUCUGUGAGAAUCAUAAAAGAAAGGAUUUAAAUCCAAUUAUAUGGAACCACAUAAGAUCCUCCUCGGACUUGUUCAAUCUAUGUUACAUUCCUGUAAAUAGCUUCAUCGUAUCUACAGUCCUGUUUGGGUGUCUUAGUGAUCCUAGAAUUGAUACCACUACUACCGGUGCUCUACCAACAACACUGACUGAACUUUACGAUGCAGCUAUAACCCAUUUUGAUAAACAUCACUACAGAAAAUUACACGGACAAUCUUCUGAGAUAGCAAUGAAGAAACUUCAAUUAUUGGCAUACAAUGGAAUUGUACAUGGACAAUUGGUUUUCAAUAACGGACUAUUUGAUACACAAAUGAACAGAUCAGGUCUAUUGAACAGUUUAACCAACCCCAUUUUCCCAAUUCAAACACAAUAUUGUUUCAUUCAUUUAACUAUACAAGAAUUUCUUGCUGCAAGGCACGUGAUUGAAACGUUUGCUCCUGAAGAAAUAAAGAAGUUUAUUACCUCUCAUAUUGCAAGUGGUAAAUGGCAUUUAGUGCUCCAGUUUAUUGCUGGUCUUUUGGGCAAGAAAUUAAAGAUGUUUAACAGAAAUGACUACGAGGAUUGUGUUUUGGCGUUUAUCAUUAUGUUGACUGUCGGUAAUGCUAAACUUGACCUUAACAGUUCAGUGUUUGUAAUAAAAUGUUUGAGGGAAGCGGAUGAUGAGGACGUUGUUAAAAAAGCUUGCGAAACAACUGCUAUGAAUGAUGUCGUGAGUCUAAUAUACGCUCCGCCGGAUAAUGCACUAACCGGCUUUACCCCAAGUGACUGGGCAGCAGUGACUUUCGUUUGCAAACACAUGAAACAAUUAUCGGCAUUAGAUCUGGAUCUAUCUCAAUCAAGUGAAAAAUGUCAUCUUGAAGUUAUGAAAUUGCUACAGCAAAGAUGCAUAAAAGAACUGACGUUGAUAGUCAAAGGAUUUGGCGGUAGUUACUUGGCGGUGAAUCAUGUAUUUGUAACAUUCAUGAACUCAAGGUGUAUUCUGAAUCACGAGCACAGUAAGUUGACCAAGUUACAACUUCAAUAUUGUCACGUAACUGACGAAUGUUUAUCCACCAUGUGCGAGUUUUUUACGAGUGGACAUGCAAGAUAUCUUCGUGUACUAGACCUAACGAGUGAUGAAAUAACUGCUCGUGGGGUAUCCAAACUUUGUGAAGUCCUUGACAAUGAACUUUGUCCAAAGCUUACAAUGCUGGAUCUUGGCUUUAAUGGCAUCCUUGAUGAGGGUGUAAAAGUGUUGUGUAACGCUCUUAUUGAACACAAGCUAGUUACGCUUACUCAGCUGUAUCUUUUGUGUUGCUCACUAACUGAUGAAUGUAUACCUUCCUUGUGUGACCUGCUUACAGAUGAACGUUGCAAGCUGACCCAUUUGUCACUCUCAGGUAACAAAGGUAUAAGUAAUGAAGGUUUACGUAUGCUGUGUGAGUUUGCUUUAAGAAAAGAGCGUUGUAAACUUGUUAUGUUGGACCUGGCUGGGUGUUCAGCAACAGAUCAAUGUAUACCCGAUUUGCGUAAUACAUUACAAGAUGAACAUUGUAUGCUUAAAGAAUUGAGGUUCAGUCCAAAGAGGUUCACCCAGAAAGGCAGAAAAGACCUUCUUGAAAUACCAAUAUAUAAAGUUUGUAAAGCUAGGGGUUUAACAAUUAGAUUUGGUACUAGUAAGCUCUAGCAAAUUAACACAAUGAAAGUUUGUUGCGUGUUCCAACUAUUCUUUAACUAAAAUGCAUGAUAGCGUUUGAAAAGUAUUAAGAACAAACAGGUGGGAAAUUUGUCGUCGCUGACCAAAAUAUCGCGGGCAGAAACAGAACUCCAUUGCAUUUACAUUCAAAACAAAGCAGAAAGUUGGCAAGAAGCUGUUUUAGCUGACUAUUUUUUGCUUUUUAUUCGAACGAUUUACAAAUUAACGGUUAUUCUUUUAAAAAUCCAUCAUGAAUUCCUUGUUUUGGGAUGAUAUUUUUUGUAAUCGAGUGAUUGUAAGAAGUGGAUAUGGCGACGUGAACAUGGGAGCACUGAAAUACCGUAUUUGUCGAGGAAGAGAUUAUUUCGCUGGCCUCAGAGUGACAAAACGUAACAAAGCAACGGUUUUACUAACACUAACCCUACUCUAAACACCAAUUCUAACCCUAACCCUUGAUAGCGCAUCUCGUUUAGUAAAAUUGAAGCCAAGAAUAUUCCAGCGAUUACCCCCAUUUGAAUAGAUGGCGGCCAUGUUGGUAGUUCCCACUCGCUAAUAAACACUUAAAAAACAAAACAACAAUAACUUUCAUCAUUUGAAUAGUUUAAAAAUGUAUUUGGAAUAGGUUUAACUUAAUGUUUAAGUUCCUUGUUUAAGAAAGAGAAAGCAUACGAAUCUUCUCAUUUCAUGGGAAUAUCCUGAGUCUGCAAUCACGGCAUCAAUUUUUGAAUUGCAGAAUAAUUAGAUGCACUAUCUAUAGUGUAUAUAAGAUAUCUAUGGGAUGGUCAGAUCAAUGGCACACAAUAUCUACAAAACUAAACUUAUGUUUACCUUUUACUCAAACCGAUAUUCUCCCACAACACAAAUUGUUUUUGUGUGGAUAUUCUGUGGUUAAACCGAACAGUGUGCUAUAAAAUAGGGGCUCACAAUGUUUUGGCUAAGUGUUUGAGACCCAGUUGCUUCGCACGUGUUCUGGUCAAAUUUUUGCCAAGAAUCAAAGGCCGAAAGGUGAACUUCCUUAAUGAAAACCGCCUCAUGAGGGAUCUAGUUUGAAAUUUAGCUCUUUUAAUAAUUCCGAUUUCAUGAACACAUUUUGUUAUACGUUAAAUAUUUUUGUACUUGAUAAGAUUCAAAAUUUGUUGUAUAUUCAAACCCGGCUUCAGUAUAAUUUUGGUGAUGACCGAAAAAGAAAUGAAGAUAUUUUAAAAACUGGCCGUGGCCUCACGAUAAAACUUUCUAAAAAUGUUCUGUGUUUCAUGUGUUUAUAUUUGAUAUCUUAGGUAUAAGCGUAAAAAUAGGGGCUUGUACAGUUUACGAGGUUAUAAAAUGCAUGACUUGUCUCUUUUUUCAUGUAAACAUUCGAAAUUAUUUCGACAGCAAAGUUUCGGAUCCAAUGCACACUGAAAUAGAACGUCACUAAAAAAUUCUGUAUGAUUAAUUUAGAUCCUGUCCAUUUUCAACAUAGUUGCGUGAAUGCCGUCAUGUUAGUUUGAUCCGGGCUUUACUCAAAACUUUGGGUCAUUGUGGGUGCAUUAUUUUACUGACAUUUUUUACUCAAAAUUUUUUGCAGUGCACCCUAGCAUGACCGAUCACUAUUGGUUCCUAAAUGUAAAUUAAGUUAAUAAAAGUAAAUUUAAAUAAAUCGCUAGAAUUCUAACUUGAAAGAUUAUUUGAGUUACAUGUAGCUGGGAACUGCUUCUAGUUAACAUUCUCUUAGCGAUCCUGUAUCGUGAAAAUAGAGCAAACUGGGGCUUCGGUGGCGAAGUGGUUAGCGCACUUGCAUUUCACCUCUGAGGCCGCAGGUUCAAGCCUCAGUGAGAACUUUCUCAAUGCGACUCGAACCCAGUCCUCAUGCGAAAAGAUUAAAAAGUCAACGCUCUGCCGAAAGUCGUCGGUUUUCUCCGGGUACUCCGGUUUUCUCCCACAGGGAAAGUUGACAGGGUGGGUUAGGCAAAAGGGCCCACAGUAAUUGACAUAUGCCGCUGUGGUGACCCUGCCCUAGUUGGCAAAAUAAGUUGCCAAAUAAGUUGCCUUGAUUAAUUCAAUCAUCGAGUUGAACUUCCAGCUGAAGGCAUACCAUUUGAUGUUGCCGUGACUCAAAUUAACUCCAAAAGUGUUGUGUUCCUCCAAAGAGAAAUUCCGUCUGAAGACAGUCCCAGAUUAGCUGUUGGUCAUGAUCCUACCCAUAUCAUUGCUUGCGAUCACUUACACCAAAUGCUGGACAUGUCGAACAAAAUCAACUUGGAGAAUUACUUCAAUGGGAAGCCAAAUGUGAGCGACGUUUGGAGUAAUAUGUUGUGCUGUGGGAGAUACACAGAAGACGAUUUAUGGUACCGCGCACAGGUUAUCGAAGUGGUUACAAAUGACCCGUUGCAAGCCCGUGUGCUUUAUGUUGAUUAUGGAACGUCUGAAGUGAUUGGAUUGGAGAGGAUGAAGGCAUUUGCGGCAGAGUUAGCGUCACUGCCCAAACAAGCAUUUCAAUGCACUGUGAUCGGACUGAAUGAGGAGAAUGGUGAUUUUGAUGAUGAUAUUGAUUCUUUGGCGAAUGCAGUGACUGACAAAAAACUUAUCUGCAAAGUUGUGAGUUUUGGACCACCAAUUCUUGUCGAGCUGUAUGAAAGAGUGUUUAAUGAAGAGUCUUAUGAAGAUGUUCCAAUAAGCCAAAGAGUGUCAGAACUUGAUGUUAUGGCUGAUGAAUUUGAAAAUGAUGCGGAUGAGGAUACUACGAGUAGCGAAUAAUUAAGUGAAAAGGAGGAAACGGUUGCAGCGAAAGAAGAAAAUGAGCAG
Messenger RNA from Paramuricea clavata, 6090 nucleotides. The record is from the annotation of a GenBank genome assembly. Lineage: Eukaryota; Metazoa; Cnidaria; Anthozoa; Malacalcyonacea; Plexauridae.